CGACAUUUUAUAUUCUUCGUAUUACUACUCUCCAUUUCAAACACAAACUACUUCCUCUUUCUAGGGUUUCGAAGGGAAAACUUUCAGAGAACCCCAGAGGGCACCCUACCCUAACACUAAUUGCAGGGUUCUUGCAGCUCUCACAACAAGUUUAUUGGGCUUAUUUGAUUCACGUGAUUCAAUUUUGUUUUUCCGGGGAACAAAUAAAAGACAGGAAAUCAUUUUAUUUUAGCGGAUUCGGCAACGUUGUGGAUCUUCAUUUUGAUGCAAUUUCUAUGUUGAUUUCACGUUUCUGGGUUUUAGUUCAUGGUGUUUGGUAAAUGCUGAAUGAUUGCUAGUAUGGACUUAAAUGCUUCGCCAGUACCUGAAGAUGAUGAAGAGACAUAUGAAAGCCAUAUAGAACGUUACUCUGCACUAGAAGAACAUGUAGAAUCUGGAGUUGAAAUUUCACGACGGGAACGUGAAGAAAGACGAAAGAGACUGAAAAGAGACCGAUCAGAUGACCGUCCAGUGCAUGUCUCCCAGCCCCCUGUACAUGAUGAAUUUUAUCAAAAUAGGAAUUCCAGGUCUUAUGAUAAAAGUAGGCUCCCUCCUGGUUGGCUGGAUUGUCCAUCAGCUGGUCAGGAAAUAGGCUUUAUUAUUCCUUCUAAGGUUCCUCUUGGUGAGGCUUAUAAUGACUGUAUUCCUCCUGGUAAAAGAUACUCUUUUAAACAAGUGAUUCAUCAGCAAAGAGUUUUAGGAAGAAAGCUUGGUUUGGUGAUUGAUUUAACAAACACAUCGCGUUACUAUCAAACUACAGACCUGAAGAGAGAAGGCAUUAAGCAUGUAAAGAUCCAAUGCAGGGGAAGAGAUGCUGUGCCUGAGAAUGUGGCUGUAAAUACCUUUGUUUACGAGGUGUCACAGUUUCUUCUACGUCAAAAAUCGAAGAAAUAUAUUCUUGUUCACUGUACACAUGGGCAUAACCGCACUGGAUACAUGGUUAUUCACUAUCUCAUGCGAUUACAAUCAAUGUCUGUUACUCAGGCAAUAAAAAUUUUCUCUGAGGCACGCCCUCCAGGAAUCUACAAACCUGACUAUAUUGAUGCUCUGUAUGCAUUUUAUCAUGAAAGAAGGCCUGAAAUGGUUGUAUGCCCUCCGACACCUGAGUGGAAGAGGUCUUCUGACCUUGAUCUCAAUGGUGAUGCAGUCGCGGAUGAUGAUGAUGAUGAUGGAGGUCCAGCCGCAUUACCUGAGAAUCAUGAAACUGAUUUAGCGUUGACAAAUGAUGACAUUUUGGGAGAUGAAGUACCUCGUGAUCAGCUGGAAUCAAUGCGAUCAUUUUGCUACCAAACAUUGAAGUUAAAUGUUGGGUGUAGAGGACAUUCACAAUUUCCUGGAUCACAUCCAGUUUCACUGAACAGGGACAAUCUACAACUUUUAAGGCAACGUUAUUAUUAUGCCACUUGGAAAGCUGAUGGAACACGAUAUAUGAUGUUAAUAACUGUUGAUGGUUGUUAUUUAAUUGAUAGGAGUUUUAGUUUCCGAAGGCUUCAGAUGAGGUUUCCAUGCAGACACCCAAAUGAAGUUAUAGGGGACAGAACUCAUCAUUUCACAUUGCUUGAUGGGGAAAUGGUAAUAGAUACCUUACCAGACUCACAAAGGCAAGAGAGAAGAUAUCUCAUCUACGAUAUGAUGGCAAUUAAUGGCAUUUCCAUCGUAGAGCGACCUUUCUAUGAACGGUGGAAAAUGCUGGAAAAAGAAGUUAUUGAGCCUCGAAAUUAUGAGCGGCAGAACAUUUACCAGAGCAGGAAUCCUUAUUAUCGAUAUGACCUUGAACCCUUCAGGGUUCGGAGGAAGGAUUUUUGGCUGCUGUCCACCGUAAAUAAGGUUUUGAAGGAAUUUAUCCCCAGGCUCUCUCAUGAGGCAGAUGGUCUUAUUUUUCAGGGUUGGGAUGAUCCCUAUGUACCUCGCACUCAUGAAGGUCUUCUGAAGUGGAAAUAUGCUCGGAUGAACUCUGUUGACUUUCUAUUUGAGAUUGGCAGUGAUGAUCGCCAACAACUUUUUCUCUAUGAACGGGGAAAAAAGAAGUUGAUGGAAAGGGAUACAGUUGAAUUCAGAGAUGUUUCUGAUCCUCUGUCUUCUUUCAAUGGGAAGAUUAUAGAGUGUUCUUGGGAUCCUGAUCAACAGAUGUGGGUCUAUAUGCGGAUCAGGACAGAUAAGUCGACUCCAAACGAUUUCAAUACUUUCAAGAAGGUAAUGCGAAGUAUAAGGGAUAAUAUCACAGACGAAAUCUUAUUGAAUGAGAUUAAUGAGAUAAUUCGAUUGCCCAUGUAUGCCGAUAGAAUAAGAUUGGACAGCAAGGCUUCAGCACGACGCAAGUGAUGGUCGGUUGUGCUGUUGACUGGGUGUGCUGUGGUUGUUUAUGUUAGUGAGUUGGGCGCAUAAUGGGGCAGUAAUAUUGACGGUGAUGCAUCAGGUGGGUGGCUUUGAUAUGAUGUAUUGUAACGAAAAUCUGUGCUAAGUGAUCCAGGCAGUGGAAGAAUAGUUGAAUAGUUACGCGAGGCUGAGUGUUGAGUUGAGGAUUUUUUUUUUUUUUUUUUUUUUUUUUUUUAUAGUUGGCCAGAUGAUUUAGCAUUGCAGUUUGCAUGCAUUUAGGGUUAACCAAUGUAUAUUAUUGUUUAUUGUUUUAUUUUAAUAUUUUUCUUCCUUGCCUAGUUGUAGUGGGUCUCGUGAUCAUUUCAAUUAAAUUAUGUUUGGAAAAUCUUUCA
Messenger RNA from Hibiscus syriacus, 2747 nucleotides. RefSeq names its product mRNA-capping enzyme-like. NCBI's taxonomy places the organism in Eukaryota, Viridiplantae, Streptophyta, Magnoliopsida, Malvales, Malvaceae. Gene Ontology annotation, biological process: DNA recombination; protein dephosphorylation; DNA repair. The coding region runs from base 328 to 2361 and encodes 677 amino acids. Gene Ontology annotation, molecular function: mRNA guanylyltransferase activity; mRNA 5'-triphosphate monophosphatase activity; DNA ligase (ATP) activity. The record is from RefSeq and is a predicted model, not a curated record. The transcript is spliced from 18 exons.